Molecule: messenger RNA, 3348 nt
Organism: Eubalaena glacialis (North Atlantic right whale)
Lineage: Eukaryota; Metazoa; Chordata; Mammalia; Artiodactyla; Balaenidae
Gene: BCL6
Product: BCL6 transcription repressor
Exons: 11
Coding region: 168-2288 (706 amino acids)
Biological process (GO): regulation of cytokine production; negative regulation of transcription by RNA polymerase II; regulation of immune system process
Molecular function (GO): protein binding
Source: RefSeq, a predicted model, not a curated record
GAAAGGCCGGACACCAGCCGAUGAGAUUGAGUGACUGGCACUUGGGACCACAGAGAAAUGUCAGAGUGUUUGGUUACAGACUCAAGGAAACCUCUCAUUUUAGAGUGCUCAUUUGGUUUUAAGCAAAAUUUUGGACUGUGAAUCAAGGCAUUGGGUGAAGAAAAAAAAUGGCCUCGCCGGCUGACAGCUGUAUCCAGUUCACCCGCCAUGCCAGUGACGUUCUUCUCAACCUUAAUCGCCUCCGGAGCCGCGACAUCUUGACGGAUGUUGUCAUAGUGGUGAGCCGGGAGCAGUUCCGAGCCCAUAAGACGGUCCUCAUGGCCUGCAGUGGCCUGUUCUACAGCAUCUUCACAGACCAGCUGAAAUGCAACCUCAGUGUGAUCAACCUGGAUCCUGAGAUCAACCCGGAGGGGUUCUGCAUCCUCCUGGACUUCAUGUACACGUCUCGGCUCAAUCUGCGGGAGGGCAACAUCAUGGCCGUGAUGGCCACAGCUAUGUACCUGCAGAUGGAGCAUGUUGUGGACACUUGCCGGAAGUUCAUCAAGGCCAGUGAAGCAGAGAUGGUCCCUGCCAUUAAGCCUCCCCGUGAAGACUUCCUGAACAGCCGGAUGCUGAUGCCCCAAGACAUCAUGGCCUAUCGGGGCCGGGAGGUGGUGGAGAACAGCCUGCCCCUGAGGAACGCCCCUGGCUGUGAGAGCAGAGCCUUCGCCCCCAGCCUGUACAAUGGCCUGUCCACGCCGCCAGCCUCGUACCCCGUGUAUGGCCACCUUCCGGUCAGCAGCUUCCUCUUCUCCGACGAGGAGCUGCGGGAUGCCCGGAUGCCUGUGGCCAACCCCUUCCCCAAGGAGCGGACCCUCCCCUGCGACAGCGCCAGGCCAGUCCCCAGUGAGUACAGUCGGCCGGCCAUGGAGCUGUCCCCCACUGUGGGCCACAACAAUGUGUACUCACCCAAGGAGGCAGCCCUGGAGGAGGCACGGAGUGACAUGCACUACAGUGUGGCCGAGGGCCCCAAGCCUGCUGCCCCCUCGGCCCGGAGCGCCCCAUACUUCGCCUGUGACAAGGCCGGCAAAGAGGAAGAGAGGCCCUCGUCGGAGGAUGAGAUUGCCCUGCAUUUCGAGCCGCCCAAUGCACCCCUGAACCGGAAGGGUCUGGUUAGCCCGCAGAGCCCCCAGAAGUCCGACUGCCAGCCCAACUCGCCCACGGAGUCCUGCAGCAGCAAGAACGCCUGCAUCCUCCAGACCUCCGGGUCCCCUCCGGCCAAAAGCCCCACUGACCCCAAAGCCUGCAACUGGAAGAAGUACAAGUUCAUCGUGCUCAACAGCCUCAAUCAGAAUGCCAAACCAGAGGGGCCCGAGCAGGCCGAGCUGGGCCGCCUUUCCCCUCGAGCCUACACUGCCCCGCCAGCCUGCCAGCCGCCCAUGGAGCCCGAGACCCUUGACCUCCAGUCCCCAACUAAGCUCAGCACCAAUGGGGAGGACUCCACCAUCCCACAGGCCAGCAGGCUCAAUAACAUCGUCAACAGGUCCCUGACCGGCUCCCCACGCAGCAGCAGUGAGAGCCACUCUCCGCUCUACCUGCACGCCCCCAAGUGCACGUCCUGUGGCUCUCAGUCCCCACAGCAUGCAGAGAUGUGCCUCCACGCCACUGGUCCCACGUUCCCUGAGGAGCUGGGAGAGACCCAGUCUGAGUACUCAGAUUCCAGCUGUGAGAAUGGGGCCUUCUUCUGCAAUGAGUGUGACUGCCGCUUUUCUGAGGAGGCCUCCCUCAAGAGGCAUAUGAUGCAGACCCACAGUGACAAACCCUACAAGUGUGACCGCUGCCAGGCCUCUUUUCGCUACAAGGGCAACCUCGCCAGCCACAAGACCGUCCACACGGGUGAGAAACCCUAUCGCUGUAACAUCUGCGGGGCCCAGUUCAACCGGCCAGCCAACCUGAAAACCCACACCCGAAUUCACUCCGGAGAGAAGCCCUACAAGUGCGAAACGUGCGGAGCCAGAUUUGUCCAGGUGGCCCACCUCCGCGCCCACGUGCUCAUCCACACUGGCGAGAAGCCCUAUCCCUGUGAAAUCUGUGGCACCCGUUUCCGGCACCUUCAGACUCUGAAGAGCCACCUGCGAAUCCACACGGGAGAGAAACCUUACCAUUGUGAGAAAUGUAACCUGCAUUUCCGUCACAAAAGCCAGCUGCGUCUUCACUUGCGCCAGAAGCACGGUGCCAUUACCAACACCAAGGUGCAAUACCGUGUGUCCGCCACUGACCUGCCCCCGGAGCUCCCCAAAGCCUGCUGAAGCAUGGAGUGUUGAUGCUUUCCAUUCGAGCCCCUUCUCAGAAUCUACCCAAAGGAUACUGUAACACUUUACCAUGUUCAUCCCAUGAUGUAGUGCCUCUUUCAUCCACUAGUGCAAAUCAUAGCUGGGGGAGUGGGGGGGUGGGGGAGGGGCGGGGGGAGGGGGAGCCAAGGCUGCUCCCCUCCCCCACUGCCGUAAAACAUUAAGAAAAUAAUACUGCUUCUUCUCCUAUGUGUAAGGCGAACCAUGUCAGCAAAAAGCAAAAUCAUUUUAUAUAUCAAAGCUGGGGGAGUAUGCAAAAGUUCUGACUUGACUUAGUCUGCAAAAUGAGGAAUGUAUAUGUUUUGUGGGAUCAGAUGUUUCUUUUGUAUGUAAAUGUGCAUUCUUUUAAAAGAAGAGACUUCGGUAUGUUAUCAAAGAGAGGGCUUUAAUUUUUUUAACCAAAGGUGAAGGAAUAUAUGGCAGAGUUGUAAAUAUAUAAAUAUAUAUAUAUAUAAAAUAAAUAUAUAUAAACCUAAAAAAGAUAUAUUAAAAAUAUAAAACUGCGUUAAAGGCUCGAUUUUGUAUCUGCAGGCAGACACGGAUCUGAGAAUCUUUAUUGAGAAAGAGCACUUAAGAGAAUAUUUUAAGUAUUGCAUCUGUAUAAGUAAGAAAAUAUUUUGUCUAAAAUGCCUCAGUGUAUUUGUAUUUUUUUGCAAGUGAAGGUUUACAAUUUACAAAGUGUGUAUUAAAAAAAAAAAGAACAAAAAAAGCUGCGGAAGGAAAAAUGUGUAGUUUUGUUCUAGUUUUCGGUUUGUAUAUACCUGUACAACGUGUCCUACGGUGCCUUUUUUUCAUGGAAGUUUUCAACGGGGAACGACCGCACCAUCCCUUUUGGAAGUGUAGGCAGACACAGGGACUUGGAGUUAUCACUAACUAAGCUCUCUUUGGGAAUGUUUGUCUCAUCCCAUUCUGCGUCAUGCUUGUGUUAUAACUACUCCGGAGACAGGGUUUGGCUGUGUCUAAACUGCAUUACUGAAUUGUAAAAUAUAGCUGUACAAAUACAAGAAUAAAAUGUUGA